Messenger RNA from Cyclopterus lumpus (lumpfish), 2765 nucleotides. Its product is annotated as hepatoma-derived growth factor-like. Gene Ontology annotation, biological process: regulation of transcription by RNA polymerase II. Gene Ontology annotation, molecular function: transcription coregulator activity; double-stranded DNA binding. The record is from RefSeq and is a predicted model, not a curated record. The coding region runs from base 397 to 1065 and encodes 222 amino acids. Lineage: Eukaryota; Metazoa; Chordata; Actinopteri; Perciformes; Cyclopteridae. The transcript has 6 exons. Gene Ontology annotation, cellular component: nucleus.
GUGCAGAUUGGGGGCGCGUCUGCGGGCGGGUUUCAAUUUCAAACCCAAACAGUCCGAGGGACGAGCCAGUGGAUUGUAAGAUAACGAUAAAACCAAAUCGUCCGCGCGUUUACUCGGAGUGUAACGCCAUUUAAACACCGGACCGGUGUCGUUAUCUCCAGCCGUGAGAUAACAGAAUCCGCGGAGAAAAGAAAAAAAAUUCGCCGCCUCGUCUUCGCUCCAGUUUUCCGCGCCUGGUAGAUAUUUGGAUGAGAAACCGACGCUGGGCUUGUUUUGCAGCAGGUGUGGAUCAACCCAGACCCUGUGCCACAAUACGACUCGCGCUACUCACCUGCGUUACUGUAGUUCAACUCCUAUAAAGGUUAUCUGACGUUGCAAGGCAUCUCUGCAAGAACCAUGCCGAGGUCCAACAGGCAACGGGAAUACAAGCCCGGAGAUCUUGUGUUUGCUAAAAUGAAGGGGUAUCCACAGUGGCCUGCGAGGAUUGAUGAGUUACCUGAAGGAGCCGUGAAGUCCCCCUCCAACAAGUACCAGGUGUUCUUUUUUGGGACACAUGAGACGGCAUUCCUAGGGUCCAAGGAUCUGUGCCCAUAUGAUGAAAAUAAGGAGAAGUUUGGAAAAGCUAACAAGAGGAAAGGCUUUGCUGAGGGACUCUGGGAGAUUGAGAAGAACCCCACAGUCACACAUGAAGGCUACGAGACAUCGAAGAAGGACAAAGCGCCAGGAGAAGAGGACACAGGAAGUUUGGAGAAAGCAGAUGCCGAGGGCAGCAGCGAUGAGGAUGAAGGGGCCCUCGUCAUCGACGAGAAGAAUGAUAGGGGCGGAGCUAAACGAAAAGCGGAGGAGUCCACAGCGGCAUCACCCAAGCGGCCGAAGGAUACAGAGGCAGAAGGGGAUCUUAAAGUAGACCGCAACAAGUCUAAUGCUGAAGCCAAGCUCAACGAUGUGGCUGAACCCAAGGCAACGGCUCCCUCCUCCCAGAGCGAGUCGAAAGCAGAGGGCCAGGAAAAGGCUACAGCGGGAGGCCAGCUAAAAGCAGAUAAGCCGGUGACAGACAGUGCUUAACAUCAACUCUCAGAAGAAAACCAAGAACCGUUGAUGCUUUUCUCUGGAAUUUAAGCACCAACAUAUUUACCAGCUGGAUGUCAGAUUUCAGCAGUUUAAUUAAUAGAAUAAUUUUAAAAACCUUUUGUUUGUAUUGAGAGACAAACAAAUCCUCAUUUGCCAUUUUUGGGGUAUCAUAUAUCCCAAAAACCAAAAGUUUGCUAAUCUGAUUUCAAACAAUUGAACUGAGCACUUUAAGGCUCAUUUAUAAAUGGGAUUUUGGUGUGUAUAUAUUUUUUAUUUCUAAGUGCAAUUACAUAAUUACAAAGACUGAAGGCUAGGUGUCAAAAACAUUGUUCAGUUUAGCGGGAAUAAACACUGAAAUAUAUACAAAAUAAAAAUGGAGACCAUUUAAACCAUAAAAAAGAUAAAAACUCCCAUCUGAUGGUUUUAAAACGUAGAUAGUGUACAGGAAUAAGAACACAUUUUCACCCAUGCUCUCAGCUUUAGUUCAUAAAAUUAAUGUAUUACUUCUGAUUUGUUUCACCUAGCUUUUCAGUGUCAUCGUAAAUCACAUAUUCAGUCAUUGGAAACAUGAUGAGUUGCACUUUCAGAAUUUGUUUUCCCCCUGCCAUUGUCGAGUUCACUGUAGGAUGUUUUUAUGCAGGUUUUGUUGCUUUGGUGUCGUGAAUGCUUCAUGUGACCAAAUUUCCGUCAUUCAUUUCACCAGGUUGGAUAUUUAAAGCCCAUUUGAGAAGAGCUAUUGUAGGAUGAAAACCUGUUUGAACCCUUCUGUAACUGUCUUCAGCUAAUGAUUGUUGAAAGCAGAAAGACAUUCCUGAAUGUGGUCGUGUCGGCGCUCAACACGUUGGUGGAGCUGUGGCGUUGGUCGGGGGUAAAAAUUAUCUGUUGACACCGUUUCUGGAGAAAUUACAUGGCAAAACUGGCAAAUCUCAAUUUCAAGCUCUUUUCAGCUCACGCUGCAUUCAGUAAUUGGUUGUACCAAAUAGGUUACUUCUUCAAAUGUAUUUCUGACAUUGUCAAUGCAAACAUAUAAUCUGUACAAUUUUGUGAUUUUUGGAAGGAAUUAAAAUGAGAAGACGACAGAGAGAACCAUCUGUACAACUUUGUUUUCUUAACUUUUGGUUUCCAACCAUCAUAACUGGAAUAUGAGUGUUUUACUUCAAUGGUCUUAUUAUUUUGGGCUGUGAAACAAAGUUGUGAUGUUCUGAAGAUGUGUUUUAUUUCAACAUUUGUUUAGACAACAUGUUCAAAAUGUGGUGUUUGUUAUUUUCCACUAUUGGUAAUUUUGAAGGUUCAAGUGUUUUUUGUAAUGCUCGGCCUGCUCACUGUGUUACUUGGAUGUCGUUGUCAUCGCUUUAGAUUUUCUUCCUGUAUUUGACAACAUGAGCGGGUGGGUGACCAACUUGUAGACUUGAGGGAAAUCUCAACCGUUACCUCAAUUUAGUGAAAAUGACCCUGGCUGCUGUGCCUAAACCGGCUUCUCCCCUCCUAAAAAAAUAUCACUGAUCUCUAACAACACAAUGGUCAAAGUGGCCCACUCAUGUCUGGACUUCCAGGGGUAUGAUUUGGCAUCAAGGUGUAAUUCUUGGUUAAGCUUUAUCAUUUAUUUUGAGAAGCUGUCAUUCAUCUUAAUCUGCUGCUUAGUUUACUGUUGUAGUUGCCAGUCCAUUUAAUAAACAUGUUGAUUACAAAAAGAA